This is a messenger RNA of Myotis davidii, 688 nucleotides long. It is a transcript of the gene TIMM10, whose product is annotated as translocase of inner mitochondrial membrane 10 homolog (yeast). NCBI's taxonomy places the organism in Eukaryota, Metazoa, Chordata, Mammalia, Chiroptera, Vespertilionidae. The transcript has 3 exons. Bases 149 to 421 code for a protein of 90 amino acids. Gene Ontology annotation, biological process: protein insertion into mitochondrial inner membrane. Gene Ontology annotation, cellular component: mitochondrial inner membrane. The record is from RefSeq and is a predicted model, not a curated record.
AGUGUUUGCCCGAAGUUGGGGACACCGGAGGCUUUGUGACCGGCUCCAGGCUGUUGUGAGUGACGUCUGACCUAAGGGUGACACUGGUGGUGUCGCCGCCACUUCAGAGGACUAGGAGGUAGGAAGGAGAUCACCGUGCAGGGCUGAGAUGGAUCCGCUCAGGGCCCAGCAGCUGGCGGCGGAGCUGGAGGUAGAAAUGAUGGCUGAUAUGUACAACAGAAUGACAAGUGCCUGCCACCGAAAGUGCGUGCCUCCCCACUACAAGGAAGCAGAACUGUCCAAGGGCGAGUCUGUAUGCUUGGACCGGUGUGUCUCCAAGUACCUGGACAUCCAUGAGCGGAUGGGCAAAAAGCUGACGGAGUUGUCUAUGCAGGAUGAAGAGCUGAUGAAGAGGAUGCAGCAGAGCUCUGGGCCUGCAUGAGGCCCCACAGGAUCCACCCCGAGGUGCACCCUGUCCCUUCCCACUUGUCUAAUUAAAGUGCCCCUGUGGGGUUCAUCUGUGAGGACUGUCAGGCCUAGGCUGUCUCUAGAGAGUCUCCGGGAGCCUGAAGCCUGGCUCUCCCCGAGGUGAAGAAUGGGUAUUUGUCACACUGGAGUGUGACUGUGCGGGUGUGUGUAUGUGUGUGUGUAUAUUAAAAGAUUUUGUUGACACCUACUGUGUGCAAAUAAAAAAUGCUCUUAGCAUCAA